AUGGAUGAGAAGCCUUCUACCAAGAAAGGUCCAGGUUUCUGCUCAUUACGCUAUGGACUGGCUUUCAUCAUGCACUUCUCAAACUUCACCAUGAUAACCCAGCGAGUGAGUCUGAGCAUUGCAAUUGUCGCCAUGGUGAACAACACUGAGCAGUACAAUAUAUCUAACUUCUCCGCAGAGAGACCACUUGAAGACACUGCAAGUAAUUGCAGCACAUCUAUCAAGGAAUUUAAUACAGGGGCCUCUGUUUACAAAUGGAGUCCGGAAACUCAGGGUAUCAUCUUUAGCUCCAUCAAUUAUGGGAUAAUGUUGACUCUGAUCCCAAGUGGAUAUUUAGCAGGAAUAUUUGGAGCAAAGCAUAUUCUUGGUGCUGGUUUACUGAUCUCUUCUCUUCUCACCCUCUUUAUACCAUUGGCUGCCAGCUUUGGAGUGACCUUUGUUAUUGUGCUUCGAACAGUACAGGGCAUGGCCCAGGGAAUGGCAUGGACAGGUCAGUUUACAAUUUGGGCAAAAUGGGCUCCGCCAUUGGAACGAAGCAAGCUCACCAGCAUUGCAGGAUCAGGGGUAGCAUUUGGAUCCUUCAUCAUCCUGUGUGUAGGGGGACUAAUUUGCCAAGUUUUGGGCUGGCCUUUCAUUUUCUAUAUUUUUGGUAGCAGUGGCUGUGUCUGCUGUCUUCUGUGGUUCAUGGUGAUUUAUGAUGAUCCCAUACAUCAUCCAUGCAUUAGUGCUGGGGAAAAGGAACACAUUGUGUCCUCACUAGCUCACCAGUCCAGUUCUUCUAGACGAUCCAUUCCAAUGAGGGCUAUGGCCAGAUGUCUACCACUGUGGGCCAUUUUCCUGGGGUUUUUCAGCCAUUUCUGGUUAUGCACCAUAAUCAUAACAUACCUGCCAACGUACAUCAGUUCUGUACUCCAUGUAAACAUUAGAGAUAGUGGAGUUCUGUCCUCCUUGCCUUUUAUUGCUGCCUCAAGCUGUACGAUACUAGGAGGUCAGUUGGCAGAUUUCCUUCUAUCCAGAAAUCUUCUCAGAUUAAUCACUGUGCGAAAACUCUUUUCAUCCCUAGGGCUCCUGCUUCCAUCCAUCUGUGCUAUGGCCUUGCCCUUUGUGACUUCCAGUUACAUGACAACCAUUACCUUGCUGAUACUUAUUCCUGGGACCAGCAACCUAUGUGACUCAGGGUUUAUAAUCAACACUUUAGAUAUUGCCCCCAGAUAUUCAAGUUUUCUUAUGGGAAUCUCAAGAGGAUUUGGGCUCAUGGCGGGAAUCAUCUCUUCCACUGCCACUGGAUUCCUUAUCAGUCAGAAUUCUGAGUCUGGAUGGAGGAAAGUCUUUUUUCUGUCAGCAGCUGUCAACAUGUUUGGUCUGGUCUUCUACCUCAGGUUUGGAAAAGCAAAAAUCCAGGAUUGGGCCAGAAAGGAGACCAUCACUCGACUCUGA
Molecule: messenger RNA, 1437 nt
Organism: Elephantulus edwardii (Cape elephant shrew)
Lineage: Eukaryota; Metazoa; Chordata; Mammalia; Macroscelidea; Macroscelididae
Gene: SLC17A2
Product: solute carrier family 17, member 2
Exons: 11
Coding region: 1-1437 (478 amino acids)
Biological process (GO): monoatomic anion transport; transmembrane transport
Molecular function (GO): transmembrane transporter activity
Source: RefSeq, a predicted model, not a curated record